AUGGCGACAUUGAGCUGUGUCCGCUGGCUGACCCGAGUGGUGGUCCCCAUCGGAAACCCUGGGGCAUGGCAAAGUCUGAGUACCUCUGCUACUGCUCAGGCCACGACGCCGAGCCAGGCCCAAGACUUGAGGGUGGAGGGAGCCUUUCCAGUGACCAUGCUUCCUGGAGAUGGCGUGGGUCCAGAGCUCAUGCACGCGGUCAAGGAGGUGUUCAAGGCUGCCGCUGUCCCGGUAGAGUUCCAGGAGCACCACCUGAGUGAGGUGCAGAAUAUGGCCUCUGAGGAGAAGCUGGAGCAGGUGCUGAGUUCUAUGAAGGAGAACAAGGUGGCUAUCAUUGGAAAGAUCCAUACCCCAAUGGAGUAUAAAUGGGAACUAGCUUCCUAUGAUAUGCGACUGAGGUGUAAGUUGGACUUGUUUGCCAAUGUAGUCCAUGUGAAGUCACUUCCAGGGUACAUGACCCGGCACAACAAUCUAGACCUGGUGAUCAUUCGUGAGCAGACAGAAGGAGAGUGUAGCUCUUUGGAACAAGAAAGUGCAAGGAGGGUGAUUGCAUGCUUGAAGAUUGUCACUCCAACCAAGUCUCAGCGGAUUGCAAAGUUUGCCUUUGACUACGACACCAAAAAGGGGCAGGGCAAGGUCACAGCUGUCCACAAGGCUAACAUCAUAAAACUUGGGGAUGGAUUGUUCCUGCAGUGCUGCGAGGAAGUUGCUGAACUGUACCCCAAAAUCAAGUUUGAGACAAUGAUCAUAGACAAUUGCUGCAUGCAGCUCAUGCAGAAUCCCUGCCAGUUCCAUGUGCUUGUGAUGCCCAAUCUCUACAGCAACAUUAUUGACAAUCUGGCUGCUGGCCUGGUUGGGGGUGCUGGCCUGGUCCCUUGUGAGAGCUACAGUGCAGAGUAUGCAGUGUUUGAGAUGGGUGCCCAACACCCAUUUGCUCAGGCAGUGAACAGGAAUAUAGCCACCCCCACAGCUAUGCUGCUGUCAGCUUCCAACAUGCUGCGGCAUCUGAAUCUUGAGUAUCACUCCAGCAUGAUCGCAGAUGCGGUAAAGAAGGUGAUCAAAGUUGGCAAGGUACGGACUCCAGACAUGGGCAGCUACAGCACCACAACCAACUUCAUCAAGUCUGUCAUUGGUCAUCUGCACCCCCAUGGGGGCUAG
Messenger RNA from Sciurus carolinensis (gray squirrel), 1158 nucleotides. Its product is annotated as isocitrate dehydrogenase [NAD] subunit beta, mitochondrial-like. Gene Ontology annotation, cellular component: mitochondrion. The record is from RefSeq and is a predicted model, not a curated record. Lineage: Eukaryota; Metazoa; Chordata; Mammalia; Rodentia; Sciuridae. Gene Ontology annotation, biological process: tricarboxylic acid cycle; isocitrate metabolic process.